GUUUGACCCUCCCCCCGGGCUGGAGAGUGUGGCGGUGAACGAAGUCCUUCUUACCUCGAGGUGGAGCACGGACCUCUCUUGGCGUUGGGAGAGGCAGAAGCAGAUCAAUGCUCUCGAGACCGAUGCAGCGGUCACGAACUUGAGGCAGCUCGCGCGCGAAAAGAAGGACACGAGAUCCGUCCACAUCUUGGAUUCCUCCUGCGCCCGAGGGGCUGUGACAAAAGGCCGGUCUUCUGCGAAGCUGUUACGCCCCAGCCUCAGGAAGGCUGCUGCCAUCAGUGUCGCCGGCGGUCUUUUCCCUGCUUUUGUUUACGGCCCCACAAGACUAAAUGUGUCCGACGACCCGACGAGGGAGGUUCCGUUACGAGAGCCCCACGGCUGUUCAGCUUUGCAAGGAUUUGAGGAGGAAGACUUCAGCUCCCUCUGUGCACUUUCGGGGGCCAGCAAGAACCGUGGCAGGUGGAUCCGUCUUUCUCUCCUGCUGGCGGCCGGCGAAGGGAGAACGCAUGAGCUUGUCGGUGCCCUCCACGACUUCCCUCAAGUAAGACACUGCCCGGCCCAGCCUGUCCCGGGUCUUUUCCUUGCGGAGCUGACCCCCCUCCAUUCUGUCCUCAACAGAGGCACCCCCAAGCCUUACCACCUUGGCCUCCUGCUUGACCCUCUGCCGAGGCAGAGAAGAGAUCGCUUCGCUAGUGAGGACAGUGCCCUCUUCUGGACCACUGCGGCGUAUGUACACGGAAGCUUCGCUGGGCUCAGGAAAGCUUGCUUCCGCUUCCCCCUCUCCUCCGCCUCGGUCUGCAAGAUAGUGCGGGGCGUCUGCAACAACAGAUUCCCUUUUGCCUCGGUUGCACUCCUCCGGGACGUCAGCUCCGGGCUCCACCGCGACUCCAACAAUGGCCAAGCUUGGUGUUCCCCGUUGGGCCCUUCUCUGAGGGACAAGUGUGGAUUGAAGGUGGUGCGAGCGAUUCGCCCCUUCAGCCCUGAGCAGCUAUGGGGCGCGCGGUUGCGAGCGGCCCAGUGUGGCUUUUUGGGGAAAGACGACACUGUACGCCGGGUAGUAGUAUCACCUUGGACUUUGACUCCACCCGGCUUCCCUGGCCUUCUUUCCCUUUUCUUCCUUUUCUGGACUUUGUCCUUCCUCUUCCUUGGAUUUGCCUGGGCCGUCCUCGCCCCUCGCAACAAGGCCGAUCUGGCUGACUUAGCCGCAGCUUUUUCGCGAUGGCUGGUCGAAGUUGGUGGCUUCGACCUACGGGCCUUGAUCGAGGCGAAGCCCUUCGAUGCUGAGAUGAUCGUAGACUGGCUUGUCUGCUACGGGAAGGACCUUUACGGCUCUGGCAGGCCUUACUGGCACUACGCGGAGACGGUGAACGCCGUACCAGCCAUGAGGCCUGUCUUGCGCAGGCAAGUACAAGCUGCUUGGGACUUAGGCUUUGCUUGGUUGUCAGAGGAACCAUCAACGCAUCACACAGCAGUACCAGCUGUUGUCCUGGUCGCUAUCUUGGCGGCCUGUCUUUCCUGGGGAUGGGUCGCCGAGGCUGGAUGCUUUGCUCUGGCUUUUGGAGGCCUCAUGAGAAUAGGAGAGGUCCUUCCGGCCACGAGGAGCUCACUGGUGUUGCCGGAGGCCCAGGACCUCGUGAUGAUUAUAAUCAUGGCUUUUCGUGGCCUCAGGGGUGACCAAAAGCUCUGGCCCAUGUCGUCCCAGACGCUGCGGAAACGCCUCGACCAGGACUCAGAGUUGGUCAGACGACGAGGCAGAUGGGCCUCAGCAAAAAUCAUGGAGAUCUACUUGCAAGAAGUCUCGGCAACGGUCUAUUUGCCCUCGUUGCCACGAGAGCAAAAGCACCGGGUUGCCCAGAUUGCAGCAACCUUCAGUGGCAUCCUCCAGCAAGCGUGGGCCUGGACAUGCCAAGGCAUCGAACGGAACAUUUGGUACCGCCUGUGGCCCGAGGAUGAUCUGCACACGCCUGGAAACUGUGGGAAGUACGGGACAUAG
Messenger RNA from Symbiodinium necroappetens, 1993 nucleotides. The record is from the annotation of a GenBank genome assembly. Lineage: Eukaryota; Dinophyceae; Suessiales; Symbiodiniaceae.